UCAAAACAUAACCUCAUAUAAACAAAAGUUUGUCUGGUACAUAUUGUACAUUAAUUUGCCGCUUAAAAGUGCAAAUUCACUGAAAAUUACAAACUAAUUCAACAAAAUGGCUGAUAAACCAAAGUCGAGCGGCGGAAACGAUGGCAAGGAGAAGCGACGCAAGGAAUCUAUAUUGGACCUCUCAAAAUAUUUGGAAAAGCAAAUACGAGUAAAAUUUGCUGGCGGUCGGGAGGCUUCUGGCAUACUCAAGGGAUAUGAUGCAUUGCUCAACUUGGUCUUGGACAACACCGUUGAGUAUCUCCGAGACGCGGACGAGCCAUUCAAGUUGGCCGAGGAAACGCGUAGUUUGGGGCUGGUGGUGUGCCGGGGUACAGCGCUGGUGCUUAUUUGUCCGCAAGAUGGUAUGGAAUCGAUACCAAAUCCAUUCAUUACACAGGAUACGUAAUGUGUGAAGGUCUGAUCCCCUCUUAAGUAAAACACAGUACCUUUCGGUUUUUAAAAAUUCAAGCCUUUUAAUUUAACGAAAACUUUUUGCGUGCAUACAACAAAACUUUGUAAAACAUAUGAAAUGAAAGAACUAAAUAGAAUAGAAUGAUGAAGCGA
Molecule: messenger RNA, 603 nt
Organism: Anastrepha obliqua
Lineage: Eukaryota; Metazoa; Arthropoda; Insecta; Diptera; Tephritidae
Gene: LSm7
Product: U6 snRNA-associated Sm-like protein LSm7
Exons: 2
Coding region: 107-445 (112 amino acids)
Biological process (GO): nuclear-transcribed mRNA catabolic process; mRNA splicing, via spliceosome
Cellular component (GO): U2-type prespliceosome; U12-type spliceosomal complex; spliceosomal tri-snRNP complex
Molecular function (GO): RNA binding
Source: RefSeq, a predicted model, not a curated record